AUGCGGCUACGCAAAACUAUCACGAUACCGACACGCUUCGAAGAAGAGGAUGCUCCGCCUGCGAAGUCGCGGAAUGGCACUAGGCCGACUUACCCUGCUCUCCUGAAGGAGCAGAUCAUUCCUUUCGAUCCAAAUCACCCACCCGCGGCGUUCCCGUCUCUUUCGCUGAAGACCAAAGACACGUCUGACCACGUCCAGAUCGAGACUGAAUCUGAUCACUCAUUCACUAACAGCCAACAUGGGCGCAAAGGUCUUCGUAUUGAUAUUCUAGAUGAUCUCAAUGACCCUCUAUCAAAUGCGCAUGAAUCAAUGCUUUCCCUUGAUACCGACAUACGUCUUAACGAAACCGACAACCUUGCACGUGAUGAUGAGUUUGACGAAUACGACGGCCUUACACUUGUUGACAUGAUGCAGCCGCCGCUACGUGAUCCGGAUGACACGUCAAUCUCUGAGCAGGAUAAGGUUCAUUCUAUGGAAGAUUAUGCUUCGACUUGGGGUGCCCUUCCAUUGUCAAUGCAAAGCCAUAUCUACAUGGCACUGAAUCGACAAUACUCUCCGAAGUCAGUGUCAAGGGUUCUGGGCUUGACCGAGAGUGAAUUCGACGCAAUACAGAAAGCGAUACGGCUUCGUAGCUUGCAUCCGGCUUCACUGUCGGAGAUAUGGGAAUAUGCAAAUCAGCUCAGCAAUAGCAUUGGCGGCCUCCCUGAAUUGAAUUCAAUUCAUUUCAACACACUCAAUGAACACAUGGACUACAUGGUCUUCGCGAGCAAUUAUUCGUUUGCUUAUGAGUCUGAAGUCAGAGGUGCUCGGAACUUCCUCGCGUCACGCGGGAUCUCGUCUGACCUUCUUGGAACCUGGCUACCAGACCCUUCGGAGCCGGACGGAAGCGAAUGUCUUGUCCACGUUCCAGGAGUCCUGGGCAGGACAUCGCUGCCAGCUAUUGACGUCCAUGAUGACUCGGGAUAUUCAUCUAUGUCUGAUCCAAUGACUCAGGCAUAUGCAUUCGAUCCAGAAUCUACUCUCGUUCACUUCCCUGAAGAUCUGACAGCUUCGGCUCAGAGUGCCGUUGAUGCUGAAGUGCGACACGACAGCAGCUCAAAAGACACAUCCGGCGCGACUAUUGCUGAACAGUGUGGUAUUACGACCGAAGGAACUGGAAACGCGCUUUCAGUUCCAGUUGAGGAGUUGUCUGAAGAGGAAGCUAUGCCAGUCAGACCGAACCCACGUCAUUUGGUCCUCAGAAUCCAGAACAAAGAUGGCCUGGCACGGAUCAUGCAGAAGGGACCCAAGUCGGCCGAGAGCUACGACUCUACGACUCCAGCGGAGCCGGGACUACCAGCAUAUCCCAGUGCUCGUGACACACAACAUCCUGCCGAAGUGGCUCCGUUACGCUCUCUGAAUCUCAACACCAAGAUGUCGUCUUUCAGCAAAGCACUGAUUGAGAGUGCUCUACACGCGGCGGAGGAAACCACGCCUAGCAGUAAGAGCAACUAUCUGUCAUUCCGGGCGGUUGGCACCCCAACAAAGCCUGUGAGCAUGCCCACGUUGUUGACGAAGCGGAAACCGUCUCAGACGGAUAUUUCUCCAGCUUCAGCAAAGAUCCAGCGAGCGGCUACUCAUUCACAACACUCUUCACCCCGGAAUGGUAUCGUCACAAAGGAGGGCAACAACAUCCGCCUCAGCCACUCUCAAGCUAAGCAGUCUUGGACGCCUCGACCGAGUUCAAGCCGGACGUCCAGCGAAAUCAGCACUCCAACGAAGCGCAAUGUUGAGGUGACAGAGUCUGUUCCUUCGAACUCUGCAGAAGCGCAACCAUCGUUCAGGAGUCCGCGAUCGCCUUCUUACUCGCCAAUAUCCGAGAACGAAGAAUUAGAAGAGUUCCAGGCACUUAUUCGUGGACCGAAGGCACCGACUUUGAGCAUCAAGGUUCCUACUCCGACCAUGGAGCUUGAACCCCUUAGGACGUUGUCUUUAACACCAACACAUGGACUGAGUCUCCAUUUUCAGGAACGAGUGACGUUGAACUCUCCAGCGCUCCUCGGCAGCAGUCAGCAUGUCAUUCGGCGCCCUUCCCCUUCGGUGUUCUCCUACACGACGAAAGUUGUCGCAGAUGCAGAGACAUCAUCGUCACCUGAAGACAGUGGAGAUCUGGUCACCGCACCUAUGCCAAAGAUCAAGCUGAUCGUUAGACGUCCAAGCAGCACGUUAGACACGGCUGAUGCUGAUGAUUCAAAAGAGGACAAAUCUGGUCCAAAGUCAACAUUGCAGACACAGGUCCCACAGCAUGUGGUUGAAGAGGGUCCCACUGCCGUAUCAACUCCCACACUCGAUCAGGAGGUAGCGACAAAGGCCAAGACGGCCAAGCGAGCCCGACCCCGAAAGGAGACACCGCAACCGCAAGCCAAAGUCCCAGCGAAACCUCCCGGUAAGAAGAGAGGCCCAAGAGGUCCGUAUCGGAAGACGAAGGAGCGAUUGGCCAGGGAGGAAGAAGAACGCACAACGCAAGACGGACGUGAUCAGAAUCAAGCUGAGCAAGACGCGCAGCAGCAACAGCAGGAGGCACAAGCAGAGCAGGCUUCGCAACAAGAGCCACUGAACCGCAAGAAGAAAGCUCCGAUGUUUUAA
Messenger RNA from Exophiala viscosa, 2625 nucleotides. RefSeq lists its product as uncharacterized. The transcript is spliced from 2 exons. The coding region runs from base 1 to 2625 and encodes 874 amino acids. The record is from RefSeq and is a predicted model, not a curated record. NCBI's taxonomy places the organism in Eukaryota, Fungi, Ascomycota, Eurotiomycetes, Chaetothyriales, Herpotrichiellaceae.